Molecule: messenger RNA, 2684 nt
Organism: Cuscuta europaea
Lineage: Eukaryota; Viridiplantae; Streptophyta; Magnoliopsida; Solanales; Convolvulaceae
Source: the annotation of a GenBank genome assembly
GCCAGAUGAGGGCGUCUCCGAUGCCCUCCUCAAACGUUUUGAUGCUUUUGCAGAUAAGCUUGGGAGGAAUGUUGUGUUGGAACUCAUCAGCACUGAAAUUGAUCCUAAAACGAAGGGGCCCAAGAAGAGCAAUCCUGCGUUUUUGAAAGACUGGGCGGAGAAAAGUGGAACAAAAGCGGAGAGAGUGAACUAUAGCGCUGAAUUCGAAGUGGACUCUAACUUUGGGCUGCCUGGUGCAAUCACACUGCUCAACACACAUCAACAAGAGUUCUUUCUCGAGUCCAUUACCAUUGAAGGCUUUUCUCGUGGGCCGGUCCAUUUCCCCUGCAGUUCUUGGAUCCAGUCCAGCAAAGAUAAUCCAUGUAAGAGGAUUUUCUUCACCAACAAGCCUUACUUGCCUCAUGAGACGCCUGAAGGUUUAAAAGCACUCAGGGAGGAAGAACUGAGAGAGUUGAGGGGAGAUGGGAGCGGAGUCCGGCAACUCCAUGACCGGAUUUACGAUUUCGAUGUAUACAACGAUCUGGGGAAUCCUGAUAAAGGCAUUGAUUUUGUUCGUCCCACACUUGGCGGUGAAGGCAAUAUUCCUUAUCCACGGCGUUGUCGCACUGGUCGCUUACCCUGCUUUACAGAUCCAAGUUGUGAGAGCCGGUUGGAGAAGCCAGCUCAAAUGUAUGUUCCCCGGGAUGAGCAAUUUGAAGCACCCAAACGUGAUGCUUUCCAAAGUGCUAGAUUGAGAGGAACUAUGCACAACUUACUUCCUGGAUUACAAGUGAAAAUCUCAGAGAAAAAAGGCGACUUCGGAGGUUUUGAGGAUCUUGAUAGUAUUUAUGGUGAUACCCUCUUUCAUAAGUUGGGUAUCAAGGAAGAGGUUCUUGAGAAGCUCCCAUUGCCUAAAAUCCUAAUGAAGUUUAAGGAUGCUGACAUUUUCAAGUUCAACACUCCCAUGAUCCUUCAAAGGGAUAAAUUGGCAUGGCUGCGGGAUGAAGAAUUCGGGAGACAAAUAUUAGCCGGGAUCUGCCCUGUUCACAUAGAAAGGCUUCAGGCAUAUCCUCCUGUCAGCAAGCUUGAUCCUUCUGAGUAUGGACCCCUACACUCAUCCCUCAAAGAAGAACACAUUCUUCCUUUUCUUAGUGGAAUGAGUGUACAAGAGGCAUUGGCCUCAAACAAGUUAUACAUUGUGGAUUACCAUGACAUAUAUUUGCCAUUUGUGGACCGUAUCAAUGCUCUUGAUGGACGUGCAACUUAUGCUACUCGGACCAUUUUGUUAUUGACCGAUAAUGGAACCUUAAAACCGAUAGCAAUCGAGCUUUGCCUCCCUGCAAAUGGUCCUAGUAAAAGGUCCAGGGUUGUCACCCCGGAUGGUAACGCAACCUCAUUUUGGAUGUGGCAAAUUGGCAAGGCUCAUGUGUGGGCUAACGAUGCUAGCGUUCAUCAACUUGUUCACCAUUGGUUAAGGACGCAUUCGACUAUGGAGGUUUUUAUUUUGGCAGCUCAUAGGCAACUAAGUGCUAUGCACCCAAUAUAUAAGCUUCUUGAUCCCCACAUGAGAUACACACUGGAAAUCAACGCUUUGGCUCGACAAAGUUUGAUCAGUAAUGAGGGGGUUGUGGAGUCUUGCUUCACUCCUGGGCGUUAUGCUAUGCAGAUUAGCUCUGCUGCUUAUAAGAACUUCUGGCGCUUUGAUCUUGAGAAUCUUCCUGCUGACUUGGUUAGAAGAGGAAUGGCAGUCCCAGACCCAACACAGCCACAUGGACUGAAGCUUUUAAUAGAGGACUAUCCUUACGCCGCCGACGGUCUCUUAAUUUGGGAGGCCAUUCAAAAAUGGGUAACCACCUACGUCAACCAUUACUACCCAGAUUCCGACCGCGUCUGCAACGACCGGGAGCUUCAGGCAUGGUACUCCGAGUCCAUCAACGUCGGCCACGCCGACCUCCGCAACGCCGACUGGUGGCCGACCCUAGCCUCCCCGGCGGACCUCUCCUCCAUCCUCACCACCAUCAUCUGGCUCUCCUCCGCCCAACACGCCGCCCUGAACUUCGGGCAGUACCCCUACGGCGGGUACAUGCCGAACCGGCCGACUCUCAUGCGCCGGCUCAUCCCGGACGAGAAUGACCCGGAGUACGCUGGGUUCGUAGCUGACCCGGAAGCGUACUUCUUCAAGGCUCUGCCGAGCAAGCUGGACGCGACGAAGCUGAUCGCCGUAAUUGACACGCUGUCGACACAUUCGCCGGACGAGGAGUACUUGGGGGAGAGACCGCAUCCUUCGACGUGGACCUCGGAUGCCGCUAUGGUGGAGGCGUUCUAUGAGCUGUCGGCGGAUAUUGCAGAGAUAGAGGAGGAGAUUGAGCGGAGGAACAGUGACCAGAGGCUGAAGAAUAGGUGUGGUGCUGGUGUUAUACCUUAUGAACUUCUUGCUCCCAGCUCUCCACCAGGGGUUACCUGUAGAGGUGUUCCUAAUAGUGUCACCAUCUGAUCUGAUUCAUCUUCUAAUCUUCUAUAAAUAAAUAAAUUCGAAUAUAUGUACUUUUUUUCUUGAACAAUUCUUGGAUAUAUACAUAAUAUGGUGUUGCUAGAUAUGAUGUUACUAGACUUUCAUAUUGAAAAGUAUCAAGGAUGUUGCAUUAUAAAUUCUGAUUAUGAUAAUCAUAUCAAAGCACACUAAGAUGAUCAAUAUCGUGGUUGGG